GGCACAGAGGCCGGAACUGCGGGCCCGCGGAGCACCUGCAGAACGGUCCUGCCCGCUAGGCCGGCCGCUGCACCGGGUCGGGCUCCGGGGUACGGCGGGCGCACGGCCACGCCCCCGGCGGGGAAGGCUCCUGGAGGGCUCGGCCGGGCCCGGUGGUGGUACCCCUGCCCCCUGCCCCCGGGGUUCCUGGACGCCAAGGGACUUGGAGUCGGGCUUGACCUCGGAUGACCUGCCAUCCUUGGAGUAGCGGCAUUAGUGACCGAGAAGCUCCACCCUUCAGCAGUCGGCCCGAUUGUCAUUUAAUGGACCAGCUCUCUCCUCGGCCUCUACAAUUCCCACCCCUUUGGCCCCACUCCACUCCACCGACUUCUCCAUCUUUUCCUCUUCACUGGUCACUACCACCCCCACAUCCAACUACCCACCCUCUUCCUCAGGCUCUUCCACCACCACCCUCUCAGGUCCAGGCUCUCAACUCAUUGAAGUUGGUUCUUCCUCUGAGAAAGAGGGAGGAGGGCCCAGGACCAGAGUUACACAGUGGUUGCCUGGAUGGGCUUAGGAGCCUUUUUGAGGGACCUCCUUGCCCCUAUCCUGGGGCUGUGAUGCCUUUCCAAGCCCCUGGACCUUCCCAUCCUUCCCCCACCACUCCAUCAGGAGAUCAGAGUAUGGAGGAACACCUGGCUGCCAUGCAUGAGAGACUAAGACAAGAGCUUCCCACCCUCUUCCUUCGCUCCCACGACUACACUAUAUACUCAAUGGAUGUGGAAUUCAUCAAUGAGAUCCUGAACAUUCGUACCAAGGGCCGUACAUUUUACGUUAUGUCCCUGACCCUUUGCCGCUUCCUGGCUUGGAACUAUUUUGCACAGUUUCACUUGGAGAUCUUACAGCUGACCCGCCACCCUGAGAACUGGACCCUCCAAGCCCGCUGGCGUCUAAUAGGUCUGCCCAUACAUAUGCUCUUCCUGCGUUUCUACAGGCGUGAUAAAGAGGAUCUUUACCGGACUGUUGAUGCCUUUUCCACCUUCUACCUGAAUUCCAGUGGCCUCAUUUGUCGCCAUCACCUGGACAAACUGAUGCCUUCACACUCACCGUCAGCGCCUGUGAAGAAGCUGCUGGUGGGAGCCCUGGUGGCCCUGGGCCUGUCAGAACCAGAGCCCAGCUUAAACCUCUGCUCCAAGGCCUGAUCCAGACCUUGGGUGAA
Messenger RNA from Mastomys coucha (southern multimammate mouse), 1198 nucleotides. It is a transcript of the gene CUNH6orf136, whose product is annotated as chromosome unknown C6orf136 homolog. The transcript is spliced from 6 exons. The record is from RefSeq and is a predicted model, not a curated record. The coding region runs from base 225 to 1181 and encodes 318 amino acids. NCBI's taxonomy places the organism in Eukaryota, Metazoa, Chordata, Mammalia, Rodentia, Muridae.